GGGGCGGGGGCGGGAGCGGCGCGCCGGAAGGCGGAAGGGGAGCAUGGCGGCGGGUGCGGGCGGGCUGCUGGCGGCGACCGCGCUGCUGUUGGCGGUGGCCGGGCCGCGCCCGGCACCCGCCGAGCUCACGGACGGCAACAGCGAGCACCUGAAGCGGGAGCACUCCCUGAUGAAGCCGUAUCAGGGCGCGGGCUCCGCCGCCAUGCCGCUGUGGGACUUCCAGGGCAGCACCAUGGUCACCAGCCAGUACGUCCGCCUGACGCCCGACGAGCGCAGCCGGGAAGGCUCCAUCUGGAACCGCAUGCCCUGCUUCCUCAAGGACUGGGAGCUCCAUGUCCACUUCAAGAUCCACGGAGCCGGCAAGAAGAACCUGCACGGGGACGGCCUGGCGCUGUGGUACACGCAGGAGCGCCUGGUGCCAGGUCCUGUGUUUGGCAGCAAGGACAACUUUCACGGACUGGCUAUCUUCCUUGAUACAUAUCCCAACGAUGAAGCCACAGAGCGCGUGUUCCCCUAUAUCUCUGCGAUGGUGAACAACGGCUCCCUGACAUACGACCACAGUAAGGACGGGCGCUGGACGGAGCUGGCGGGCUGCACUGCCGACCUUCGGAACCAGAACCACGACACUUUCCUGGCCAUUCGGUACUCCCGAGGCCGCCUGACGGUGAUGACCGACGUCGAAGACAGGAACGAAUGGAAGAACUGCAUCGACGUUGCAGGGGUGCAGCUGCCAACUGGCUACUUCUUCGGUGCUUCUGCUGGCACUGGAGAUCUGUCUGACAAUCACGACAUUAUCUCGAUGAAGCUAUUCCAGCUCAUGGUGGAGCACCCUCUAGAAGAUGAGACUGUUGACUGGACCAAGAUUGAGCCUAGCGUCAGCCUUCUUAAAUCACCCAAAGACAACGUGGAUGACCCGACAGGGAAUUUCCGAAGCGGGCCUCUGACGGGCUGGAAGGUGUUCCUGCUCCUGCUCUGCGCCCUGCUGGGCAUCAUCGUCUGCGCUGUGGUGGGAGCCGUGGUCUUCCAGAAACGCCAGGAGCGGAACAAGCGUUUCUACUGAUGAAGACCUGGGCCGUGGCCUGUGCCCGAACCCAUCUUUUCUAUGGGGAGCUGUAAAAACUGUGGUUUCUAAAAGCUGUUUCUGAGAAA
Messenger RNA from Chroicocephalus ridibundus (black-headed gull), 1149 nucleotides. RefSeq names its product lectin, mannose binding 2 (gene LMAN2). Gene Ontology annotation, biological process: endoplasmic reticulum to Golgi vesicle-mediated transport. The transcript has 8 exons. Gene Ontology annotation, molecular function: D-mannose binding. Gene Ontology annotation, cellular component: COPII-coated ER to Golgi transport vesicle; endoplasmic reticulum membrane; Golgi membrane. The coding region runs from base 44 to 1060 and encodes 338 amino acids. The record is from RefSeq and is a predicted model, not a curated record. NCBI's taxonomy places the organism in Eukaryota, Metazoa, Chordata, Aves, Charadriiformes, Laridae.